Messenger RNA from Centrocercus urophasianus (Greater sage-grouse), 408 nucleotides. It is a transcript of the gene TMEM42, whose product is annotated as transmembrane protein 42. NCBI's taxonomy places the organism in Eukaryota, Metazoa, Chordata, Aves, Galliformes, Phasianidae. The record is from RefSeq and is a predicted model, not a curated record. The transcript has 3 exons. The coding region runs from base 1 to 408 and encodes 135 amino acids.
AUGCGGCCGGGCGGCGCGGCGCUGGCCGCGGGGCUGCUGGGGGCGGCGGCCGCGGGCGCGGCGAAGCUGGCGCUGGGGGCGCGGGCACUGCGCGGCGGGGAGGCGGCUGGAGGCUGGCUGCCAAUUCUACUUCGUGUGGGCUGUAUUGGCUUGGUGUGUGCCUGCAAUGCAGUCAUGUGGACAGUCUUUGCAAAAGCCCUGCGACUGUCCUCCUCCUCGGCCUCUGCUUCUGUGACCACAACAGCCUCCAACUUCAUCUCUUCGGCCAUCCUGGGCAAGCUUGUCUUUGGGGAGACGUGGACACCAUUGUGGUGGGUUGGCCUCACUGUGACGCUCUGUGGCCUCAUGCUGCUGCACACUGCUGCACCCCAGCCAACACUGCACAUGGUGGAGAAGAAGGGGUUGUGA